GUUCUCCUCCCACUGUACGGUCCAGGGACCAGGGUUAUAAGUAUGGGUGAAAGAUAGCCAGCCUGUUUUUUUUUCAAGAUAAGAGAAGAACAGAAGAGCCAAGAUGAACUAUCUAAACUGGGUCUUUGUGAUUACACUGUUUUUUGUCGUUUUAGCCGGGGUGUCCAGUCAAAAUGAGACAAUCACAUGGUGUGUGCUGUCAGAUGCAGAGGAGCAGAAAUGUCUGGAUUUUGCUGUGCAUUCCUCAGGGAAGAACUUUCAUGGCAAGCUUCAGUGUACCAGAGCAUACAACAGUAUAGAUUGCAUGGAGAAAAUAAAGAAUGGCACAGCUGAUGCAGCUACCAUGGUGGCAGAUGAUAUUUACGCUGCAGGUUGGUGUUAUGGACUGGAACUUGCUGCUGGGGAAUCCUACAAUGCAAUAGAUGGCAUCAGCUAUUAUGUCGUUGCUUUGGCAAGGAAGUCAUCCAGUGACAUUUCCAUGCUGGAGAUGCAUGAAAGGAGCUCCUGCCACCCAGGAAUCCAAACCACAGUUGGCUGGACGGUGCCUAUUGGAUUUCUGAUGAACACAUCGCAGAUCAGUGUGGAUGAACAGUGCAAUUUCCCAAAGGCUGUUGGGGAUUUCUUUGGCUACAGCUGUGUUCCGGGAGUGAAGGACCCAGAGUACGACCCCAAAGGAAACAACCCUAAAAACCUGUGUGAGGCCUGUAUCGGAGAUGAUAACGACGGGAACAUCUGUGCCAACGACCCCUCUGAGCGCCACUUCGGGGAGGUGGGGGCACUUAGGUGUGUUGCAGAAAAUCUUGGUGAUGUGGCUUUUGUCAAACACUCCACAGUUUUUGAUAUCAUGAAUGUUAAGGACCCUGAAUCCUGGGUAAAGGAUCUGGAGCUUGAAGACUUGAAGCUGCUGUGUCCAGAUGGCACGGAGGCCACCCUGACGGAGCACAGGAAGUGUAAUCUGGCGGCUGUCCCUGCAAGCGCUGUGGUGGUGCGCCUGGAGGAUAAGUGCAGAGUGUUCAAGUUUCUCAACAGGGCACAGAGAAUGUUUGGGAAUGCUAUGCAGGGGUUCUCACUGUUUGACUCCUCUCCCUAUGGAGGGAAAGACCUGAUGUUCACCGAUGGAACCCGGAAGCUUCUUAAAGUUGUAGGAAGCUACUCCUCGUGGCUCGGCCCCAGCUACACAAAGGUUCUUCAGGCUUUUGAAUGUGAAGGUGUCUGCUAAAAGCAUCCUGAACAGGAACUGUUCUUCCUUGUGCCCAAAUCCCUCCUUCCCGACCGGCUCUCUCUGGAUGUGAUUACGCCACAGGAAUGGAAUGCUCUUCUCCUCACUGAAUUUUUAUUUCUUUAAAGCUUUUUGAAUUCUUAACAGGAUCAUUAUUGUUUGUUUAUCACUUAUUACUUCUGCAUUGUUGGUUCAAGUCACCCGGUCUGUUUUGAAAUUAAGAAAAACACAGGCUUCUUGAGAUGAAAUGAUAUUUCAAUGCACUCUACUCUCAUUAUACCCCCAUCCUUCAGAACCUUUUGUGUGCAAGGUCAAAUUGUGCGUUCUAUAGUACAACCAAAAUGCUUUUAAUAAGAUCUGAAGUAUGAUGCAGCCAGUUAUAAGGUAUUUUGUGUCCGGGACAGCAUUGGAUUGAGGCUAUCAGAUAUCUAUAAUGAUGAAUGGUUAAUGAGUGGGAACAGAUUUGUUGAAUUUAACUUUUUGUGCACAGCCUCACACCUCAUCUAUGCAACCUUAAAUGGUCUUUGGAAAAAUGUAAUGUGUAUGCUGUAAUGUUUUAAUACAGUUUUUAAAUGAA
Messenger RNA from Acipenser ruthenus (sterlet), 1796 nucleotides. Its product is annotated as otolith matrix protein 1-like. The transcript has 9 exons. Bases 104 to 1219 code for a protein of 371 amino acids. The record is from RefSeq and is a predicted model, not a curated record. Lineage: Eukaryota; Metazoa; Chordata; Actinopteri; Acipenseriformes; Acipenseridae. Gene Ontology annotation, cellular component: recycling endosome; early endosome; plasma membrane. Gene Ontology annotation, biological process: iron ion transport.